AUGUUGUUGCUGCCUCUCACUGCAGCAGCAGCAACAGCAGCAACAGCAGCUGCAACGGCAGCAGCAGCAGCAGCAGCAAGUCUCGCACGCGAAUGCUGCCUGGCCUUUGGGUGGAAGCUGCCUAUACACCUGAAACAGCAGCAGAAGGGCGCACCUCUUCUCAGAGCAGCAGCAGCAGCAGCAGCAACAAGUGAGCUACAAGCAGCAGCAGCAGCAGCAGCGGCAGCAGUCUACGGAGCAGCAAACAUUAGGGAAAAGAGACACCCUGCGAUGCUGCUGCAGCAAGAGUUUCUUGAUGGCUCUAGGCCCUUAACGAAGCAGCAGGAGCGGCAGCUGGAACUGCUGCAGGAAGAAGCAGCAGCAGAGAGGUGCAGCGCCGAAGCAGGCAGCAGCCAGAAGCAGCAGCGGCCGCCGCUAGAAGGAGACACUGCAGCAGCAAGAGGCGUGGAGACUCCUUUGGAGGGAGACAAGUUGGCUGCAGGAGGCCUGGUCCGAGGGUUUAGGGUUUAG
This is a messenger RNA of Eimeria tenella, 510 nucleotides long. RefSeq lists its product as uncharacterized. The record is from RefSeq and is a predicted model, not a curated record. The coding region runs from base 1 to 510 and encodes 169 amino acids. The transcript is spliced from 4 exons. Lineage: Eukaryota; Apicomplexa; Conoidasida; Eucoccidiorida; Eimeriidae.